AUGAAGCACUGCACACUGGAUUGCGACGGCACAGAAGCUCAUGCAAGCACCGCAACAUUCAGGAGUCUGAUCUGGAAGCCACCACCACAUUACGGUACAGCAGUUAGCAUUGGUGAGUAUUCACGAACAACCGGUGACCUCCUGUUGAACACCGCUAGUGAGGACCAUCGUGGAACCCCUGAAGCCCCGGGCAGAGUGGUCACUUUGAUUCAAAGGUCAUUCUGGGAAACCCUCCACGAUCCUCAACGACAGACCGAGAGUGACCGCGUCUGGGGGGUCGCGUAUCAUAUAAUACCUGCUAAAGUCGACGAGGUGCGAGAGUACCUCGAUCUCCGCGAGAUAAACGGAUACAGCAUCCAAUAUACUCCUUUCCAUCCGGCUGAUCCUUCGAUUCCGGACAUUCACUGUUUGGUCUAUAUUGGAAUGCCAGACAACCCACAAUUCCUGGGCGCACGUCCGCCUCAAGAGAUUGCAGAAACCAUUAAUGCGAGUAUUGGGCCCAGUGGAGAGAACAGAGAGUAUCUCUUGCAGCUUGAGCACGCCUUGAACCAUCUGAGUCCGGACAGUGGCGAUGAACAUGUGACUGACCUGGCUCGCCGGGUUCGAGCGUUGCCUCGGCCGGCUCGAGUUCCGCCCAUAUCACCGCCGGAGCACGCCUUGAAAAGAGUCGGCAGCACCGAAGAGCAAGAGGAGAUUGAGAAAGAAAUCUGA
This is a messenger RNA of Capronia coronata CBS 617.96, 711 nucleotides long. RefSeq lists its product as uncharacterized. Gene Ontology annotation, molecular function: glutathione specific gamma-glutamylcyclotransferase activity; gamma-glutamylcyclotransferase activity. NCBI's taxonomy places the organism in Eukaryota, Fungi, Ascomycota, Eurotiomycetes, Chaetothyriales, Herpotrichiellaceae. Gene Ontology annotation, cellular component: cytoplasm. The transcript is spliced from 4 exons. Gene Ontology annotation, biological process: glutathione catabolic process. The record is from RefSeq and is a predicted model, not a curated record. The coding region runs from base 1 to 711 and encodes 236 amino acids.